Messenger RNA from Entamoeba invadens IP1, 459 nucleotides. RefSeq names its product serine/threonine protein phosphatase PP2A-2 catalytic subunit, putative. Gene Ontology annotation, molecular function: calmodulin-dependent protein phosphatase activity; calmodulin binding. The record is from RefSeq and is a predicted model, not a curated record. Gene Ontology annotation, biological process: calcineurin-mediated signaling. Gene Ontology annotation, cellular component: calcineurin complex; cytoplasm. Lineage: Eukaryota; Evosea; Mastigamoebida; Endamoebidae. The annotation marks the transcript as partial. The transcript has 2 exons.
AUGACACUUGACUUGAGCAAGGUGAAUGGACAUUUUGAUUUGAAAUUGUUGCGGGAGCAUUUUAUGAAAGGUGGUCUUGUGAGUGAAAAUACAUUAUCCACUCUCAUUGAAAGUGCGAAAAUAAUUUUCAAGACUGAAAAGAACGUGAUCAAUGUCAAUAAAAACACAUCAGUCUUUGGCGAUAUCCAUGGCCAGUAUUUUGAUCUUUUAUCUGAACUCGAUGAGGUGUUUGUCAAUUAUUAUAACAAUCACAUCUUUUUGGGUGAUUAUGUUGAUAGAGGGGAAUAUUCAUGUGAAGUUUUGAUCACUUUGCUUUGUCUGAAAAUGAAUAACCCAAACAGUGUUAUUAUGUUGCGAGGUAAUCAUGAGAGUGAUAUGAUGUGUUCAUCUUAUGGUUUUAAGAGUGAGUGUAUUUGGAAAUAUGGUGAUGCAAUUUACAAUCAAUUUCUUUUACUGUUC